AUGGGAAUGGUGUACGAUGUCGAUGGCGGUUAUCUGUUUGGUGAUUUCGAUCGUCACAACCUGCAGUUGGUUCAACAUCGCGACCAGAGUCUCAGCUACUCCGCGUUCAUGAUGGCCAAUCCACCGAUUAAGAACGUGAUGCGUUUCUACUUCUUCAACGUUACUAAUCCAGAUGAGAUGAUCUACUACGGGGAAAAACCGCGUCUAGUUGAAUCGCAGUCCUAUGCAGUGAUGUAA
Haemonchus placei is the source of this 237-nucleotide messenger RNA. Lineage: Eukaryota; Metazoa; Nematoda; Chromadorea; Rhabditida; Trichostrongylidae. The record is from the annotation of a GenBank genome assembly.